ACUCCCGGGCUGCAGGAGCCGUCCCGCGGACGGGACGGGGGGUCCCAGCGGCGGGUCCCUCCCAAGGGUCUGCUCGGCGGUGUCGCUUCGCGCCCGGACCAGCCCGUGGCCACCAGCCCCGGGCUGCACCAGGCAUUGAGGAGCCGGAUACUCAAACAAGGGGCCCAGGAGCAGAGCUGCGGCAGGAAGCCGACCGGGGCCGUAGUGCUCCGCUGCCCCUCUGAGUGGAGAUAGUGCCAGGGAAGGGGCUCUGCCAGCCCGGAGCAGGGUGGGACCCCACUGGGGGCAAGGGAGGGGAGCCCCUGGAGUUAACCCUGGUCAUGGAAGGGGGUUGGGUGUGAGCUGAGCAGCCUCUAGUCUACGCAGCAGACCCUCAGCUCCUACCAAGAGCCCAGUCUACUUGUGCCCAUCUAUCCUGGACAAGGGCAGCCAUGGCCUGCUGGUGGGCCGGCUGGCUGCUCCUGCUGGUGGAGGCUUGGGGGGCCCACCUGGCACAGGGGACACUGGAGCCCUGGGCCCAGGUGGCUCCGUGGCUGGGAAACACAUCCACGUUCCAGGCCAGCAGCCUGCAGCGCCACCUGCCCCAGGGAAUUAUCAUCGGGGUGCGGAAGGGGGGGACGCGGGCCCUGUUGGAGAUGCUGGCGCUGCACCCCCAGGUGGCCGCUGCCCGUGCCGAGGUGCACUUCUUCAACCGGGAGGAGAACUACCAGCGGGGGCUGGGCUGGUACCGCCAACAGAUGCCCCUGUCAGGCCCCAGCCAGCUCACCGUGGAGAAGACCCCAGGCUACUUCUCCUCCCUAGAGGCCCCUGAGCGCAUCCGCGCAAUGGACCCUGCCAUGCGGCUGCUGCUCAUUGUGCGGGACCCGGUGGAGCGGCUGGUGUCAGACUACACCCAGAUCCUGUACAACCGCCAGGCACGGUACAAGCCCUACCCGCCCCUGGAGCGGCUCCUGCUGCGGGGGGACCGGGGCCUCAACACCCGCUACAAGGCCAUCCAACGCAGCCUCUAUGCCCUGCACCUGGCCCGCUGGCUGGCUGCUUUCCCCCUGGCCCACAUCCAUGUGGUGGAUGGGGGUGGCCUGAUCCGCGAGCCCCUGCCUGAGCUGCGCCGCGUGGAGCAGUUCCUGGGCCUAGCACCCAGCCUGGGCCCUGAUAACUUCUACUUCAACCAGACCAAGGGCUUCUACUGCCUGCGGGUCGGGGCCCACCAGCACUGCCUGGACAAGUCAAAGGGGCGGCCCCACCCACCCAUCACUGAGCAGCUGCUGGAGCAGCUCUGCACCUACUUCAGCGCCCACAAUGAGCACUUCUUCAGGCUGGUGGGGCGCACAUUCAACUGGUGCUGAGCUGGGCGGGGCUUGUGGGGACAGACACCCCCCCCAUGUGAUGAGCCCUGCAGGGACAGAUCCCUCCCGCCCCAGGGCAGAGGCUGUGAAAUGGGGGGGUAUGGAAAUUGGCACCACAACAGGCUGGGCAGCUCUUCCCACCCUCCCAGCUCAAAGGACUUAGGUGCUCAGAGCAGGCUGUGAGGGGGCUCCUGCUGGGGCUGUAUCCCCUGUACAUGGGACAGAAAGGGGGUGGGAGAAACCAAUCAGGGCAGGAGUGGGGGGCUCCCCCUACCCCACAGAGACAAGGCAGAGGCCCACAGCUGCCCCAGAAGCACACUCCUAAAUGGGUCCAGAAAGAAACCUUUGCCCCGCAGAGCUGUGGGGCAAGGCAGGUGGGAUGAAGGGACAGGGGGCUUCUACAAUUCAGGGCAUCUGCCCCCUCAGGCUGCCAACUCCCCAUCCAUCACCUCCUGGGGGGGGGGUAGGAGACCCACCUCUCCCAACAGAGGCUGCCUGUUUUCCUGCCCACUCAAUUCCCCAGGCAGCCUACAGUGCCUUCUCUGCAGGCUAUAUGCAGCAUUACAGGCCCAGCUCUUCCUAAGCAAACCCCAGCUUAAGGCAAAAACCCAACAGAGCUCACAUUAAACCCCUCCCUUGGUUUAGGGGUUUGUCUUUUGCAGCCCAGGGGUGUCAGGCUCACUCUGGCUGGGGCAGGCUGGCAGCUGAAGCCAGGUGCCCACUUAUCCUGGCUUUUGGCUGACUCCUGCCUGGAGGAGAGCACAGUGUGUUGUGUCAGUGCAAGCCAUUCAGGCUGCAGCCCACAAGACUUCCUGCUCCCCCCACCCCACUGGGUUGGAAGCCCAGGCCACACCAAGCCCAGCUGCUCCAUCUCCGCUGCCCCCUGGUCACCUAUGGCCAUUGCAGGUUGGUGCCUGUGGAGCAGCUGGCCCAUUUCCCGCCCCCCCAGGCAGCCAGCUGCCAGGCCAGCUCCUCCCUCAGGGAGAGCACUCAGGCCUUGCACCUUUGCCUGCAGAGAUGUAACAGCAGCUUAGUGCAAGGUGGUUAUUGCCCUCUCGUGUCUGGCUCUGGGAACUACAGGUACCUGUUACCACUGUAACCCAGUUGCAUCAUUAAAAAUGGCAGUGGGGUGUGGUUUUGGUGCUGGAGUCACUCAGAGCCCAUGGGUGGACACAUUUCACACCCCUUCCCCCCCCCCCCUUGUUACAUAAACUCAGAACACAGCCUCAUAACUCUAGUACUGAAGUAUGCUCUGCCAGCAGGCCUAGCACGAGUGUUAACAGUGCCAGUUCUGUCCUGCAUGGGGUUUGAACCAUCAAAGCCCCAACUGCCUUGGCCUGGCAGCCAAGGAAAUAGGGAUGAACUCCCUCAGCUAUAGCACUAGGUAGAAGCACACAGAGAAGCCCCAGAACAGCCCAUGGGGGUCACAUGGCUAUGCACACAACCUCACACCCAGCCUGUACCUUAGUUCAGCUCCUGGGGUCCCCUCCCACAGGGUAACAAAGGUGACUGUCUUUUCAUUCCUGUAUCCCACUGAAUGUCAGUGCUCUAACUCUUUGACAAAACCUUUGCGAUGGGUCUGCAGCACAUGUCAGGGAGACCCAGCUGAGCGGAGGCAGUGGCAGUUAGUGCUGGCACUGAGGAUGGCUGCUGCCAGCUGAACAUGGAUUAAGUUCAAUGAGAUUUUUUUUUUAAUUGGGUACAACCACCACUAGGGAAAUGGUGUCUACAUUGUUGGGGUGGUUUGUUCCCCCAACCAGUUCACGGUAAUGAGGCACAGAAUUGAGUCCUGAGCAAAAGUCCCAGGGUCAAAUUCCAAUUUAGGUCUUUGCUCUGUAAUAGAAAAGAGGAAAGUUCUUCCCAUCCAUCCAAAGCUUUGAAAUAAGAAAACUUUCCCUCUAAAAAAAAAAAUAUAGAUUUUUGAAUGGAAAAUGUAGUUAAAAUUCUUCCACUGAUGGGGUUAGAUCCAAUACAUGCCACUGGCAGGAGUGUGAGGAUUUGCCACCCUGCCUGCUGCCCCAAACAUCCUGUUACGUUAACUGCCAGACCAGACAUGAGACUGGAGAUGGUUAUUCCCAGACUGACCAUUUCCAAUGUCAAUUUCCAGGUCUGACCUGAAUGGCCAUUACCAUGCCGAGUACCUUCCCCGGGAACCUGUAAGAGCUCCUCGCACUGAGGGCUAAGAGGAUAGGCCACUUGGAGGCAGCCAUAAAGAGCCCUCUAUCAAGUCUCCCUUUCCUAUGUAUGUAUUUUAGAUUAUGUUCAAGUCACUCCUUAACCCUCUCUUUGAAGAGUUAUAUAUCUCAGUCUCCUGGAGUCCCUCACUAUAAGGCAUGUUUUCCAACACUUUAAUGGUUGUCAUGUCUCUCUUCUCAACCCUCUAAUUUUUCAGCACCUUUUGUUAACUGUGGACACCGGAGCUGAACACAGUAUUCUAGAAGCAACCCCAGUGCCAAAUAAUUUCACAGUUUAGCUGUUUGAUGCAAGAGCCUCAUUUUCACUGUUCUGAUCUCAGCAGCACUGUUUCAGAGAUUUAGAAAGCCAAACCAUAUAGAUAGUUCCCUCCCCUCCUCUAAGUCCUGGUAUGUAGCAUUUUCUGUUUAUAUAAGCAUGGCAGACAUAGGACCUUUAGAGUUCUUCAGAUUCAAAGCUUUGAAAAAAGGCCAAUUCUAGAGCAGGCUGAAAAUAGUUAAACCAGUCUGAUCAGCAUUACAAGAUACGCUAGUCUGCACAUUUCACCACACCAAGCUAUUUUGCCACAGUCCUUGCUGCUUUCAUAUUCAAACACAAAAAAGUCUCUCCUCAGAUCUGACAGUGCUUGGUGCAGUGAUAGUUCUCAUAAGUGAAACUCAUUCUCAUGGGGAAUGACUGGUAGAUAAGUUGGUGGGUAAAAAAAAUAAAACCUCUUUCUGAAUUGAGAACUUAUUUAUGAAUGCACAGAUCCGUAAUAUUUUUGCUGUUGUUACAAAAAGUGAUGGACUCAGAAUUGUGCCAACAUUAACAACAUCCACCAGGUUGGACUUGUGCUAUUAAAAAAAAAUCUGAAAGACAGAAUCAGAUGCUUUCAAGUAGCCAUAAGGGGAUGGAAAUCAGAAGCUAGUUAAAUGACAGUUUACACUGUCAAAAAAAUUUGCUCAUUUAA
Molecule: messenger RNA, 4488 nt
Organism: Mauremys reevesii (Reeves's turtle)
Lineage: Eukaryota; Metazoa; Chordata; Testudines; Geoemydidae
Product: heparan sulfate glucosamine 3-O-sulfotransferase 1-like
Exons: 2
Coding region: 432-1346 (304 amino acids)
Molecular function (GO): [heparan sulfate]-glucosamine 3-sulfotransferase activity
Source: RefSeq, a predicted model, not a curated record